Molecule: messenger RNA, 1862 nt
Organism: Cornus florida
Lineage: Eukaryota; Viridiplantae; Streptophyta; Magnoliopsida; Cornales; Cornaceae
Exons: 3
Coding region: 569-1609 (346 amino acids)
Cellular component (GO): cytoplasm
Source: RefSeq, a predicted model, not a curated record
AUCGUGCCAGAUUUUCGCAAAUUUCAGCAAAAUUUAACGCCACGGGUCAAAGGAUUAGGUGGUGAAGAAAGUAAAAAAAACAAAAACAAAAACAAACGUUACAAGGUCUCCUCCUUCUUCAGUCCAAAGUACCAUCGUCUCUGAUUUUCACCCAAUAUAUAACACAUUCAUGAAGGUAAGCCCUCGCUAUGUGAUCGUAAUUCAUAUUUGCAAAUUUCAUGACCUUGUACAUUUUUUCGUUUGAACAAUUCUUCUUAGUACGAUUAUGUGCUGGACAUGCAUGAUUUUUUCAAUUUUUGAUGUAAAUUGAAAAUUGGAUCAUCUUGGUUGAUCUCUCUCCCAAUCGGGAAUUUUUGAUCUCAUUGAUUCUAUCUCUGAUUUUCACCUGGGUGUCCUUGAUAUGUCCAUUUGAAGCUGAAAUUUCUGAUCCCAAUGAUUUCUCUCUCUAAAUUUCCUCCCGGGUCAAUUGAAUCAGAAUUUCAUGUUUCAUUUUGAUUGCUCUCACUAAAUUUCCAUCUGGGUAUGCUUAAUUUCCUCCCCUUUCCCAACCCAACUGGAUUGAACUAUCAUGAUAAACAACCACUCAUUUGGAUUAGGCAGUCCCAAGUCCUUUAAUGCUUACCCAAGAGGUGACUUCGAUUUAGAAUCCGGAACCAUCAAACGAGUCCGAAAGUCAAAAUCUUCAUCCUUUCAUCCCGUCAAAAUGCUUAAAUCUUUUGCCAGUCGUGUUCAAUACUACUACAAGUUGCACCCACUUAUUGUUUUCUUCAUUUUCUUGUCAUUUGGGGUCACAGUUCUUGUAAUGCUCUCUCUUUAUGAGAGCCGGUUCCGUAUGAUGGCUAAUUAUAGGAAACUUGAUAUGGGUUCGGAUGCCUAUCCGUUUGCUAAGCUUCAAAAUCUUGUAAUGGUUGCUGGGCAUUCAAUUUAUACUAGUAGUAGUUGCGAGAAAGUUGAUAAGGAAAAUUCUUGGUUUUUGGAGUCGUAUCAGAAGCAUCCUGGCCAAGCUGCCACUUUUGUAACACAUAUACAGGAGGGGGUUGAGAUUGCAGCCAAAGAUGAUGAGGCUUUGCUUUUAUUUAGCGGUGGUGAGACUCGAAAAGAUGCAGGUCCUCGAAGUGAAGCGCAGAGUUAUUGGGUGGUUGCUGAAUCAAAAGGAUGGUUUGGUAAGCAAGAAAGCGUGAGAUGGAGGGCACUCACGGAAGAACACGCAAGGGACAGUUUUGAGAAUCUUCUAUUUAGUGUGUGCCGGUUCCGGGAGCUUACUGGCAUAUAUCCUCAUAACAUAACUGUGGUGAGUUAUGAUUUCAAGGAAGAGAGGUUUGCAUAUCUGCAUCGAUCCGCUAUUGGGUUUCCAGAGGCAAGGUUCUUCUACUCGGGCACCCCAGCUUCAUCAACUUCAAGGGAAGCAGCAAUGAAAGGCGAAGCACUAGUGAGGGCUCAAUUCCAAGAAGACCCUUAUGGGUGUUUAGGUUCACUUCGUCGAAAAAAGAUAGGGCGUGAUCCUUUUCAUCGUUCAAUCCCUUAUCCUAAUGGAUGUCCUGAAAUUGAAGGCUUGUUCAGAUAUUGUGGUGGAGCUCCAUAUCCAGGUUCUCUUCCUUGGGCUUACUAGACUUGAUCGCAAUAUUUUUCUCUCUCCUGAUCUAUAAACUAGUAUUCUAGAAUUCCUUAGCCAGCAGCAAAAUAGAUUUUGUACCUGACAAUAAUUUGGUUCUUUUAUUUAAUUUUCCUUAAAAUUAAUGUAUAGAAAGAUGAAUAGAUGGAAAAUGUUUCGUUUAUCCUUAUGAGGGAGAUGUGCACUGUUAGAAAAUGAGGUGAAGAUUUACUAAGUUUCUUCUGUUGGUUGAAAAUCUCAUUUUUCUGUU